AUGUUACAGCAAAAUUACUCUGAUGCAGUGAAAAUCGUUGGCGCUGCUACUGAGGCAUUCUUCCUCACAGGCCAUGCUGGUCAGUCGGCCUUGCUUCCACAAACUGCUGCUGCUUCCCGGACAUCAGCAACUCAUACAACAAACUCCCUUCUUCGAGAGAAGGAGCUCGGCCACCUGCACAAGAGUCUGAAGGAUUCUUGUAAAGAGCCUAGUAAAGAGAAAACAUGCAGGACUGAAAACAACUCUUCCUUUACUAGGAAGGAGAAGGAGAGACCGAAGGAGGAAUCUAGGGCCCGGAAUGUUGUUGAUCUUACCCAAGACAGCAGAACUGAAAAUGACAGGAAGGUGUGCUUAGAGAGGCCUUUAAAAAUAGGGGACCCUGCUUCUAUUUUUCAUAAUGAACAUUUGCCAAAUCGAUGUCUAAACAUUACAGAACCAAAAUCAAAAAAUCCCUUACAGACCCCUUUAAGCAAUUGUAACAGUGUGUGUGAAUCAAUAAAAUUGUCUGGCUCUGAACAUGACAAAUGCAUUAAAGAGCUUUGCAGGCAUGAUGACAACAUGAGGCCUUUAGCACAUGCCCAUUCAGAUAAAUCAAAAAAAUGUGACUCUGUUGUAACAUCAGGUGGCACUUUACAUGUUUCUUGUAGCUGUGCUUCACCAGCUUCAAAAAUGCCCUCUUCUAGCACAUUCCCAGCACAGCCUGUCCAUUCCAAACUGCACAGUAUCUUCCCACCAACCAAGGAACCAGGAAGGGAGCACAAAGUGAUUGCUCCCACCUUUGUGCCUUCUGUUGAGAUGUAUGAUGAGCGAAAUGGGCCUAUCCAAAUUGCUUCUCAGGCCAGAGACAACAAACAUGAAAAAAGCAAGGAAAAGGAGAGUGGAAAAAUGGGCCUGUUACACACUAACAGUGAGCGUAUCUUUUCAGAUCCAUCACGCCCUUUGCUCACUCAAGAUUCCUCGGUGCAUAACGAUGUAAAAAAAACUGACAGUGCAAGGGAAGAGGGUUCUAUUAUAAGGUCAAACUGUAUGGCAUCAAGAAGAGCUAUACCUUCAGAAUCCUUUAUAAACAAGACUGUUAGCUGUUCUGAAAAAACAGACUUUCUUACAGCAAAAGAAGGGCUUAAAUUAGGUCAUGACUUAGAGCUCCGUGGCCAUGAGAGAGAGAGGACACAAAAGCCCACUUGUAAGGAUUCUGGCAAAUCUUAUAUCAGUUCAGAUUCGUCAAAACAGCACUUGGACCCCACACAGCUGAAGUCAGCAGUGCAUUCUGAACAAAAGUGGAAACCUUUUGACAUUGGUAAUUUUGCAGCUGCUCAGAUGGCCGUGUUGGCGGCUCAGCAUGGUCAUAGCAGCAGAGUAGAAGAGGAGUCUAAGAAGGUCUACAUGGAUCCUACUGGCUGCCAGAGGAGUGCAACAGUUGGGGGAAGAAAUGGUACUGAGGUGCUUAAUCCAGCCCCUCAUAGUGAGGGUUCUGCCAUGCAGAACUUAAUUAAGUACAGUGGAAGUUUUGCAAAGGAUACAACAGUACGGCAAAACAGUGGCAAAAAGAGCCCCUUUGGGGGACUUGCAAAUGUAAAAAUAGAUGCAGGUCAUCCUGGAACAUCCAAGGUACAACACCUCCCCCCACAGCAGCCAGGAAAACAGCUUAAGCGUGACCCUGAGAGACCUGAGAGUGCCAAAUCUUUUGGUCGGGAAAGUAUUGGCUCACAGGGAGAAGUGGAAGUAAGGCAUCCACCUGUGGGGAUUGCUGUGGCAGUGGCACGACAGAAGGACAGCAGCAGCAAACCUGCCUCCAGCAUUACAGACAGAGAUCGGUCACUUUCAAUGAACAGCAUAAAAGGUCCUAGCCGCACAGAUGAGGACCGCACUGAGGACCGCAAUCGACGUGAGGAACGCCUCUUAACAGGGCGAUUAGAACGAGAGCAGGAAAAGCUGCUUAGAGAAAGCAAAGAGCUGGCAGAUUUUGCACGUUUACAUCCCACUGGCUGCACAGCAAACGGUCUAAACUCCAACUUAAUGGUGACUGCAGCAUCCGCCCUGGCUGGUUCAGGGCGCUGGCCCUUGGAUUCUGCUUCCCACCUCACAGCACACCCCUGGAUACCUAGAACUGGUAGUCCUUCCAUCUGGUUAACAGGUCAUCCCUAUGGUUUAGGUCAUACGUCCUUACACCAGGGUCUGGCUCCUGGUUUUCCUCCAAGUAUGGCUGGUUCUCUGUCCUCUGCUUAUCAAUUUGCACGGGAUCCUCAGUCUGGACAACUCCUGGUUAUUCCAACAGAACAUCUUCCACACUUUGCUGAGUUAAUGGAACGAGGGCCACCUGUCUGGCCAGGAAUGUAUCCUGCCAGAAGUUCGCUACAACAUGCCCAUCAGCUUCAGCUGCUGUCACACCAGCAGUUGUUACGGCAACAUGAACUUUACAUGCUACAACAGCAAGCAGCCCAUGCCAUGGAACUACAGAGGAGUGCACAGCUUGUGGAGAGGUUGAAAGCUAGCGAACACAGAAUUGAACUUGAGGAAAAAGUGUCAAAGAGAACCCCUGAUGCACCAAAACAAGGACUGAGUACUGCUACCUCAGGAAUGUUGCAGAGGAAACGACCUCCUUCCUCUCCUACCACUUCAUUUAGCAAACCAGUUGGUACACCACCCUUGUCUCCCAUGGCUUCAGCAGUUCCUGCACUCAAGACUGAAAUUAGGCACAAAAUCGAGGAGCCAUUAACUCAGCAGCCCUAUUCUUACCCUGCAACUCCAGGUUCACACCACUCCAGUCCUCCCCCUGCUUCUCCCCCUCCCACCCCAUCAAUCUCUCUGAAGGAGGAGGCAUCAGAAGAAGCAGAUAAGAAGGAACUAGGUCUAGGAAAAGAAUCUUCCCCACCAUUUCAGACUCUGUUUCCAGAUGUUCCUUCAGGCUAUCCUUUCCCAUCCUUACCCGAAUCUUUUGAAAGUCAUUAUCCAUAUCUUCUUCACCCUCCCACAGCAUCAGAUGCAGAUGGAUUGGCUCCAGAUAUACCACUGUCUACUGAUGUUUCUGAGCAUAUACCCAACUCUCCAGCAAUAAAGGCUGCACAUCUGCACUCUCCACAGAUGGUUGAGACCCUACAUCCCUCAAUAGAUACUAGACCUAUAGAAGACAACAUAGACGAGGAAGAGGAAGAAGAGCAGGAGAAUCCGAGAAAUGAGUUGGAACAAAAUCUGGAAGAACUUUGUGAGAAGCGUUUGGAGGUUGAAAAAAGUAGCAUGGAUGCAUUAGAAAAUUUAUGCGAUCAAAAUGGCCUGUUACAGGAAGAUGAACAUUUAACUGAACUGGACAGACAUGAGGAGGAAGCGCUUAUUGAAGACUGUCACUCAGCUUACCAGCCAGUGGUUGGUGCCUCAGAAACAGAGUUCCAGAAUGAGGCAGGUAACCAGGAGAAUCUCUGUUCCACUCAUGAGGAUUUUGACAGUUCUCUGACUUGCCUCAGAACAGAACAGUCAACAGCAGAACUAAGUUUACAUUCUGACAAUCAGACUUUAGCAACACAUGUAACUGAUGAACUUGACUUUAAUGACAAGACAGCACUGGAAGAAACAUUGACUUCAGCAGCAGAAGCUGCUGCUGAGUCGGAUUUUAAUGACAAUGAUACUGAGUUAGCUUGCCAAAUUUCCAAGUUAGUGACAGUAGACAUUAAACCAGAUGACCCCUUGGCUGGCAUGAAUGCACUGGUAGCAGCUACAGAGAUGCCCCAAGCUUGUUCUAUACAUUUGGAUGAUAGUGUUAAUGCCCCGUUGACUUCUCCAGAGUUGACUUGUGACUUUUACCCAGAGGACUCUGAGAUACUUCAUGGAAUUGCACUCUUAAGUGAAAUAGCAGAGCAGGAGCUAAGGACAAGGAAUCAAGAACGUGAUGGUUUUGAAGUGUACAAGACAUGCUCUGAUUUGGAGAGUCUCCUUGCUGCCAGUAAGCAGGUACUGAUGGAAGCCCUGUCUUCACCAGUUUUUGAGUCCUGCAAGCCACAGACUACCCGGCUACCUCGAGAACUGAACCCUAACAAAAAAUACAGCUGGAUGCAAAAGAAGUGUGAACCGAUGUUCUCCAUUAAAUCUGCUAUUGAAGGAAUGGAUGCUAUGGAAGUGGAUUACCGAAUGCAGUUAGCAGAACUUCAAAGAAGGUACAAGGAGAAACAGAGAGAGCUGGUCAGACUCCAGAAACGCAGAGAUUCAGAGGACAGUAAGCGGGAUGAGAAGAGUAGAAGCUCAUCAAGAAGAGGCCCAGGAAGGCCAAGAAAGAGAAAGCACGGGUCUAGUGCCAUGUCACCACCUGUGGAGAGAGGAAAAGGAGAAUCCAAGAGUGGAAAACAGUGUAAGAGCGUAUUGCUGUCUGAAGAUUCGGAAGUAGGCGAAGGACUGAAAAAGAAGUUGAAAUGCCUGAGUCCUGAAGAUGAGGAUGAGGUGGAGCAUGUGAGUGGGAAAGUGAAGGUGAAGAGCAAGGUCUGGGAGGAGCAAGAUGCAUCACCCAGUUUCUCCCAAGAGGUUAAGGUGAAAUGUAAGAAGAAAAAGAAGGUCAGCGAGCAGGAACAGCUGGCAACCAAGCUUGAUAAAGCUCUGUCACUCACCAAAUUAAACAAAAUGUGUUCCCCUUUCAAAUACUUAGACUAUAGUAUUGGAAAGCAGAAGGGCAUUUGCAGUGGCAGCACCAGCAGGUAUCUGGGGCCUCCAGAGAUCACAAUGGCAAAGGAGGAGAAGAAAAAUAUUUCAAAGAGUUUCAGUAAUCCACAGAAGACUUUUAAAGAAGGUAAAACCAAAAAAGCCACAAAAAUAAAGAAGGUGGAGGUGGGAUUAAAGGUCAAAAAUCGACUCAAAACUCCUCAUUCACCAGCAAGAUCAGAAGUCAGCAGUUACUCGUACAAUACCGACUCUGAGGAAGAAGCUACUUUGAAGGAUGGAUGGCAGUCACAGUUAUCAUCAUGCUUGUCUGGAUCCAAGCCACGAACGCCCAGUCUGUAUGGUACAGUGUCCAUGAAAGGCAUCAAAUGCUCCAGAGGCAAUAGACCAGCAAAGACUGGCAUGUCUUCCACAGAGACUCUUAAAUCCAGACAAGUGGCAAAUAAGGAAAAGCUGAAGCACUUUGCAUUGUUGCUGCAAGAGGCAGAGGCGAGAUCUUCCUUCAGUGACUCCUCGGAGGACUCAUUUGACCAAGCAGUGCAAGCGUCUCCCAGAACAUUUCUGUAUGAUGUGUGCAGUACUCUUUGCAUGAGGUCUGAGAUGGCUGAGGAGAACAAUUACAGCUCAGAAGACGACGAUGACGAAGAGGAUUAUAUGGUAAUGGACAGCAGUGAUGCUCUCUCCUCGCCAACUCUAGAUGAGAGUGGGUUAGGACUUCUGGCAAGGUUUGCAGCAAGUGCCUUGCCUAGUCCCAUUAUUUCACCUCCUAUGUCUGUCAUUCAACUAGAGGCUAAGCAGAAAGCUAAGAAAAAGGAAGAGAGGCAAAACCUGAUGGGGACUGAGUUUGAGUACACAGACUCUGAGAGUGAUGUAAAAAUCAAGAAAAAAUCAACUACUCCUUUACUUCUUGCCAAGAAGACACAUCAGGAGGCUGCAAAUACUGUUCCCACAUCAGCUGAACCUCUAAGUACUGAAAAGGUUAAAAUGACAGAGAAAGGGAAAAAAAUGAAGAAACCAAAAUCUCCAAAAGAAUUUGGCUUUGAAUUUGGGCAAGAGGCAAGUGAUGACGAUUUGUGGACUCGGCGAAGGAGUGAACGUAUCUUUCUUCAUGACGCUGUUGCCUCAUCAGCAUUAUCACCUACUACUUUUGUAAGCAGCACUCCUGCUGCCAAACCAUCCCGUUGUAUGAAAACUGCACCAUUAAGCCCAAAAAAGGACACUACCAAAACUAAGGAGAUUAAAGAGGCUACCAAGAAAAAGAAAGGAAAAGAGUCCCCCACUUCUUUGUCAUCUCCUCAAAGAGUAGCUACACCAUCUGAAAAUCGUGUUGGCCUGGCAAGCCCCCUUAAUGGAAGUAAGAAGAAUAAAGGAAGUGGGAAGAUUAAAGAUGCAAAGAAGGAGGCCCGUGGAAAGGGUGGUGCAGUGAGUAAGCUGAUGGAAAUCAUGGCAGCUGAUGAAGACUUUGAACCAAAUCAAGACAGCAGUUUCUCAGAAGAUGAAAACAUACCACUAAGCAUGCUUAAAGACAGACCCCCUACUCCAGCUCCCCGCUCAUGUAUCAUUGACAAGGAUGAACUGAAAGAUGGCCUUCGUGUUUUGAUUCCAAUGGAUGACAAACUGCUUUAUGCGGGAUAUGUCAAAACUGUACACUCGCCUGACAUUUAUCAAGUGGUAGUGGAAGGAGAGAGAGGGAAUCGUCCUCACAUCUACUGCCUGGAGCAGCUACUUCAAGAAGCAAUCAUUGAUGUAAAGCCACCUUCUGUACGGUUCCUUCCUGAGGGAACCAGAAUUGCUGCUUACUGGAGUCAACAGUACCGCUGCCUCUACCCAGGGACUGUUGUCAGAGGGAGCACAGAUCCUGAUGAAGAUGAUCUGAUUACUGUGGAAUUUGAUGAUGGCGAUACUGGGAGAAUUCCUCUCUCUCAUAUUCGCCUCCUUCCUACUGAUUACAAGAUACAAUGUGCUGAACCCUCUCCUGCUCUUUUGGUGCCCAGUGCUAAACGUCGCACUCGAAAGCUGAGCAAAGAUACUACUGAUGGAAAGGAGGCUAGUACUGUUAUGAGAGAGGAAUCAACCUGCAAAGGCAGAGGUCGUGGGAGGAAACCAUCAGUCAAAUCAAAGCCUGGAACAUUAGCUAUAUCACAGGAGGCAAGUCAUGAAGAGGUUUCUGGUAAUGUGGAUAAUCAGGAAGUAAAUGGGAAGCAGUGUGCAAGUAUGACAAAUCAAUGCCAGCUAAGUACUGCUGCUGUACCUUCAGUAAUGCUGCCUGAAAAGCCAAAGAAAACUGGUAAAUCAGCAGUAAGUGCCAAAGUACCUGUUCAGCAGCAGACUGGUUAUGCAUCUCCCAUUUAUAGCAGUGUUAUUGUUGCAGAACAGUAUGAUGUGGCAGGUUCAGUGGGAUCAUUUAUCAGCAGUGAAAAUCCUGCAGGCAAAACAAAAGCCAAAAAAGGAAAGAAGUCAGAAGAGAUGCAAGAGUUUGCAGCAGGAGGUAAAGGGCAGAGGCGGCCAUCUGAAACUGAAAUGUUAAUUAAAUUGGACCAUGAGGGAGUGAUGUCACCAAAAUCAAAGAAGACCAAAGCUAUGAUGAUGGAGGAUCAAAACUUGGCAAGUAGAAGAGACAGUAAAACAGUGUUAGGGUUGGGAUUCUCUGCUGUGACAGGUAAUGAUGUUAAACGGAAAGUGGUAAGGACCAAGGCUGCGGAGAAAGAGAUACCACUAUGUACAUAUGGUGAAAGUGUGGUCAAGUCUGAGGAUAAAGAUAGGAAGGAAGAGUUUCAAAGCAGCAGUACUAGUAGCAGUUCAGAGUCUGAGGCUGAGGAAGAAGCUGAGAAUAAUAGUGAGGAAGGCCAAGAAGAUAGCAGUUCUGCAAGUUCAAGAGCUUCAAGCCUUGUUUCAUCAUCUAAUUCUUCAUCAUCUUCUAGCAGCAGCUCAUCUUCAUCUUCAUCUUCCUCAAGUUCUAGUUCAUCCUCAUCUACAACUGAUGAAGAGUCCUCUUGCAGUAGUGAUGAAGAAACAUCACCUGCUAGUACUGUUUCAGCAGUGCCAGAGCCGCCACCUCCUAGCAAGAGGAAGCAGGGUGGAAAGUCACAAGCUUCUUCACAUAACCUUCAACGUAAGCAGAAACAGCAACAAAAGCAACAAGUCAGUAGUAAAACCAAACCCAAAAAAAGGGAAGGCAUUCAUCUUCCAACUACUAAAGAACUGGCCAAACGACAGAGGCUGCCAUCUGUGGAAAAUAGACCUAAAAUAGCUGCCUUUCUUCCUGCACGCCAGCUCUGGAAAUGGUUCGGCAAACCAACACAGAGACGAGGCAUGAAGGGGAAGGCCAGGAAACUGUUUUAUAAGGCUAUUGUCCGUGGCAAGGAGAUCAUCCGAAUUGGAGAUUGUGCAGUCUUCCUGUCUGCGGGACGGCCCAAUUUACCUUACAUUGGAAGGAUCCAGAGUAUGUGGGAGUCUUGGGGAAAUAACAUGGUGGUCAGAGUGAAGUGGUUUUACCACCCAGAAGAGACGAACCCUGGCAAGAAACUUAGUGAUGCAAAGCAAUGGGAUCAGAAGUCUGGAAGGAGCCUGCCAACAAUUCUCCAAGCUUCUAGUCAGAGACAAGACUUCAUGGAGCGUGCAUUGUACCAGUCAUCGCAUGUUGAUGAGAAUGAUGUUCAGACCAUUUCCCACAAGUGCUUGGUAGUCAGUUUGGAGCAGUAUGAGCAGAUGAUAAAAACGAAGAAACACCAUGACAGCGAAGACUUGUAUUAUCUGGCAGGGACAUAUGAGCCCACCACAGGAAUGAUUUUCAAUACAGAUGGAGUCCCUGUCAUCUGCUGAGAAAGCAAGAUAAAACUUGAGAGCCAUCUCCAGCAUAGAUUACAUUGUUUGAAUUGCUGGUGCACUUAAAAUGAGUCAGAGAAGCUGUUAAAAUAAGCAUUUAUUAAAAAAUGUUUGUGUAAAGUUGCAAUCCACAGCUAUUUAAACGUGACAGUGUCACAAACAGAUGCUGAAAAGCUUAAAAGAAUCUGGUCGAGUCAUUGUUUCCUAACUGGAAAUAGUGUUUUUUGAACCAUUUAGAAGUAAUUGAUUGAAGCCUUUUGAGUUCUUUCAGCAUUUUGACAUUAUCAUCUUAAGGCACCAUAGUAACUUAAUUCCAGCUGGCCUGUCUAUCUGAAUGUAACAAUACAGAUCAUCUUUAUUUCUUUACAGAAGGUUGCUACCUGGAUGGCAGUAUUGCCUCAUGUAACACAAUGCCUUCUUGGAAGCCACAUGCUUCACUUUCAGCAGAAGAAAGGUGUCAUAAAAGAUUAUAUUCAUGGAGCGUAAACCUCACAGACUUUGAGGCAAAUAUCACAUGCUGCAGUGCAGCCUUCUGGGAAACCUGAAUGAGUUUAAAUAAGAGGGAAAUGCUAAUGCACUAACCUUCAAGGCAGAGUCAUGCAUUUCUGUUACAGCUCUUGGAAACUAUUACCUGCUGUCCAAUAAAAUAAAACCAAGGCAUGUGGAAGCAAAGGCAUAUUGGACUUUAAACCUUUUAAAUGAAGAUGAGAUUGCUGUGCAAGAGACCCUUCUGUGAUGCUGUUAACAAAUUUACAAUGUAAAGUGACUUAGCUGAAAAAAAAUCUGCUUACCUGUCAGGAAGGGCCAAAGUUGAAAAGAUUAAUCCUUUUACCAAGUAAGAAUGUAACAACUGAAUGAUAUCCAAGUACUUGCGUUAAAGAUGGAAUACGACUGAACCACCUUCCCAUUUCUGUGUUGUCACUGAAUGGCAGUCUUUUUGAAUGUGAAUAAUCAUCUUCUUGUCCCGUCAUAGCAUUUUCAUAGAUUGCCUACAUUCAGACACCUUUAGCAAGCUUGCCAAAAUAUCGGAUUUAAGACAUUAGUAUAGCUGAAUCUGGACUUGUGUUGCACAGCUCACCUUUUGAUUAAACAAUUAGUAUAAUAAAGAAUGUUCUGAAAAGGAUUUUGUACUUCAGCAGUUUCGGACACAACUUACUUUUAUUAACUCAGACUGCUGAUUACACUGUCUAACUUUUAAUUUUCUAUGCUGAAGUUUUUAGAGUCCAAAAAUACAAGCAAGGUACUUUAUGAUAGAUCCAUAUAAUGCUACAGUGACAUAUUUUCAAAUAAAAGACAUUUUGACCUUGUCCAGUGCUGCGCAAUUAACAGAAAUAGAAAAGGACAUUCUUUUGAGCCAGUGGUAGAGAGUGUUCUUUUCAUUUAAUUGUUGAGUUAGAGUUGGGGAAGGCUCAUUUCUUUCAUGUAUAAUUCUCAUGUAUUAAAAUAUUUGUUAAGUGUAUGUACUGUAUAUCUUUAAAUGGAUACAAUUUUAAUUAAGAGAAAAUUGUUUUAUAAAGACUGUGAACAGUGACAAGCUUUUAUGUUUCAAAACAAGUUUUUGGCAUGAAUCUCCCAGCUGAAAACUUUGUAAAUAUAUAUAUAUAUAUAAAACAUAUACAUAUAGAUAUAUAUAUAUAAAGACUUUUCAGAGUAUUUUUAAAGUAGUGGUUACCGUAUGGGGAAAGAUAAUAGUGUUAACAGAAAGCACUUACUCACUGCCGAAUGCCUUCUUUGGAAGAGAACUUUUUGACAAUCGAAAGAGAGAAGAACCAGAUUUUUUCAUUUAUUUUCAUUUGUUUGUUUAUAGAGCUCUUUGUGAUGUGAAUAAUGAAUGUUGUCUGAGCUAUCCACUUUCAGAACUGCCAGUUGUGGUUGAGUCCAUACUGGAGUUGAACUGGCAGGGUUUCAGAUAAAGGAAGGUUUUCUGUGAAAACACUAACUUUAGAUGACAGUUGUAUACUUCUUGCGAGAUGCAGAAUGCAGUUACAAAAAUGAACAAAUAAAAAAUUGUGCAUUUUUACUUCA
Molecule: messenger RNA, 10488 nt
Organism: Protopterus annectens (West African lungfish)
Lineage: Eukaryota; Metazoa; Chordata; Ceratodontiformes; Protopteridae
Gene: TNRC18
Product: trinucleotide repeat containing 18
Exons: 28
Coding region: 1-8460 (2819 amino acids)
Molecular function (GO): chromatin binding
Source: RefSeq, a predicted model, not a curated record